UUACAUUACAUCCCUAUACACAGUAUAUCAAUAUAUACUGUUUAUAUUCAGAUAUGACAUCAAAUGUGCUUUAAAUGUAUAGAUAUGUUAUAUUAGACUCAUUUCGGAGAUCAGUAUUGUUGUCUUGCAUUGAAUAACCUGUUAGUCGACAAACAUAAUCACAUCAAUAAUUAUUGAUAUCAUUAUUUGAUUGCAAAGAUUAUAGUCUUCUAAAAUUACUCUUCAGAUCGACAGCUCGACUCGUAUUGUGUUUCAAAUAAAUUUCUUUCAUAUGAUGUUCUUCUGUAUAAAUAUGUGUCAAAAUGUGUGUGUUUUGGACUUAAAAUUCAGUUCAUUUGAUUACCAGAGUUAAGCAGUCAUACAAUCGUCAUGUGUUGGAUGUAUUAGAUGUGUGGUCUCUAAGGAUAACUCGAAAUCAAAUUAAACAAAUUUAAAUGACAACUAACAUCUAAAGAUGUCUCUCGAAGCAAAUUCUGGAAAUAUUGGUUACAUUUGGUCACAAUUUUCUUGUUAUUGUUGUCUUAUUAUAGGGGUUUUCAGCCAAAAAUUAUUAUUCAAAUAAUAUAUUCCUUUUGAAUAUCAGAUGAAACAGUAGUUUCAAAAAUAAAGGGAUGUUUUCGAUAUAAUAUGCAGUGGUUUUUGGAGCGCACGUCAACUCAUCAAAAGCCGACACCAUUUGAACAACAGUUGUGAAACUGUUUGCACAACUAAUUGCCUGUUAUUAUGAGUGUUCAUUAAAAAUGUUAUGAAAAAUGAGAUUAAAUUAGUGGAUGAAAUGCCUGGUCUUUGCCUAUGGAAGUGCUCGAUAAUGAUGACAAUGAAAUGCUUGAUUCAUAGCAUUAUAUAAGACUAUUAGUGACAUUAAUGCUUGCAUUGAGAAAGUGUAUGAUAAGUGAGUGCCGACACACAGAUCACACAGUUAUUAGACGACAAAUGAAUGCCUAAGCAAUUGAUUCUUAAAAAUUGAUUGAAUAUUAUGAACAGUGCGGCAGUUAUUGGACGUCAACUGCGCCAACAGCAGACCACAGGGCGCGUGUCGGGACCAUUAGUACCGCCGCAACAUUUUAAAGGUAGACCACGAACUCCUUCACAUAUCUCUGGUUUGCCGGUCGGCAGAACAUACUCACCGGCAGCCCAUUCUUUAAACACUUUAGGUCCCGACGCGGACAAGAAGUUUGCACAGUUUGCGGGCCAACACCCGCAUGAGUUUUAUCCACAUCCGGCCCAUAGAGAGAAUGCCGAUAAAGACAAAGAGGCCGAUAAACAUAAAGAUGAUGAGCCAAGACUGAGGUGCACUUGGCAUUGCUUUUGCAUUGCCAUCAAAGCACUCAGUGGUGGUAUUGUUUUACUAGUGUUAGGCACCGUUAUGUCUGUGAUUGGCUUCUUUGCCGAGCCAUUAGCUAUAGAACAAAUAACUCUACCAAACGGGACAAUAGUGCCUACAAUGGACCCGGAUACUAAACAGCAUCUCCAUAAUCUCACUUAUGUCGGACCAGUUGUCAUGGGUUUGGGUGGUAUAGUGAUUGUGGCCGCCUGUGUGCUCACCUUUGAAGUAAGGGAUACACUUGGAGUCAAAGUAGUGCCCAUAAAACCAGAAACUGCCGGUACAUUAGGUGCAUCCACAUCGAUGUCCAGUACAGUAAUCGCCAGAAAGAUGUCGUCCAUAACAGUUGACUCCGGCGGAUGUAAAGGUCGUGCAAAUGCCGGCGCUCUAACCCUUCCAUUAGCAACAAUAUCAUCGAAUAGUAAUGCAAUUGAGAGCACAAUUAGCGGUCGCAUCCAUGAGACCAUACAAGAGACUAUGUUCAAUGAGGGCGAACCUAUUCUCGGGUAUUCAGCGCCCAAUUCAUCAAAAGUUAUUAGUGGUGGUCGUCAUCAGCAGCAGGUAAGCAAACAUAGGAGAAGGUAUUCAAUUGUAGAUCAGGUUAUGCCUUCCCUCACAUCUCCUUCAAGUGGGACCAGUCAUCUGUUGAGUCCAAAUAUUGAAACCACAUAUUUUGGUUUACCGUCGCCUCAAGAAACUGAACUCAGCGAUCCUGAGGGUUGUUCACUGGUCGUGCCCUCCAAAUGGCGUUCCUCGAGGUGUUCCUGUUCAGGAUCACCAACUCAUUCCAUGUCAAUAGAACUCUAUAUGGAGGACAAUGAUCCUCCCGUUACUGUUGCUAUUGUUGAACAUCAAGAAUAUCUAUUACAACAACGUUAUAGAAAGCAGCGCCAAAAAGAAUUACCAUUGAGUCGACCUCCCAGUGAAACACAAUACCGAAAGCCAAAGAUAUUAGCGUCGAUGGAAAGCGACGGUCUGUCGUCUUCCGCUUCCGACACCAGUAGUGAUGAUUUGUUUAUUAGUCAGAAAAAAAACCAAAUGUGCAAAAACUAUGUCUCUCUUCAUAAUAGUUGUUAUGUAACACAACAUAACGUUGACAUCACUUCAUAUGAUUGUCAAUCCGAUCAAAUGACUACACCAUUGUUAAGGAACUCAUCUAUUAGUCCAUCAAAAGUAGUGAGUGUUCCGAGUGAUACCAACAAUAGCAACAAUACAACACAAGCCCACAAUACCACCGUUGGUGUAGACAAACGCUUUCCUUUACUAAGACAGGGAGCACUUGGAAAUGGAUCGGUACCACCAACGACCAGAUAACA
Messenger RNA from Oppia nitens, 2640 nucleotides. RefSeq lists its product as uncharacterized. The transcript is spliced from 3 exons. NCBI's taxonomy places the organism in Eukaryota, Metazoa, Arthropoda, Arachnida, Sarcoptiformes, Oppiidae. The record is from RefSeq and is a predicted model, not a curated record. Bases 977 to 2638 code for a protein of 553 amino acids.